UUCUCUUGUUUAAUGACAUACUAUUAUUAGCUUUAUGAAAAAGCAGCUGUGCCUGCGGCUUUUGUAUAUUCCUCUGAGGAAAAAUACUGAGAAAUGCAUAAGAACACAUGUAUGUAUGGCAAGACAUCUAAAAAUAUGGCCACAUGUUUAGAUAGCUUUCAAAACGAUGGCUAUAUGGCUUUCCCACAAACAAUUUAUUCAGCAGGACAUUGAUCUCAACCAGGAGCUGCUAAUUGAAUCAGACAUCCGAACACUCAGUCACUUGUCAGAUUGAGACUCUUCCACGAAAAUAUACCUACUACGGAAUAUUAUUUCUCGCUGAAAGCGACAUCUCAGAACACUUUCUGACUGACCUAGUUUCGUCAUUAUCACUUUGUCAAAAGCAACCUAUAAGAUCGAGGCCUGUAUCCGUCGUACCUGCCCGUUUCGAGAUACAAAUACGCAUUUACGUUUUUUGUCUAAAAAUAAAAAAUGAUCUCAUUGUUGUUUACAUCUUUCGUCUACUCCCUUAGGAUGUGUUCUAAAGCGAUCGUGUCAUCGUCAUAUUUCUGGACACUUAUUUUUGGGGACUGGGACUGGGACUGGGGGGAUCGUGAAAAAGUAUCUUUAAACGAUAUUAACACAAAAAAUUGUCAAUAAAUGUACAUACAUGGGGAUUGUAAAUUAAGCAUUUUUUUUAUAUCGAAGUGUGGGGCGAAGUGUGUGUGCACGAUAAAGUUAACCAGCAUAGUCCAGUAGCGACUGCGAGUAUUUCUGUCUUAUCGUCUUUGGAAAUGCUUGACAAUAAAUUAGAUUUUGUGCAAAUUCUCUCGUCCGAUCGAUCCACUUAAUAGUGUCCCAUGAUAUUGCAAAUAAUUGAAAGACUGAAGAAAUACUGAAGAAAUACACCUCGGGCAACUCGCAACUUUGUGUGAUUUAUAUCAUAACAAAAGCUAAAGGGAAGAAAGAAAGGCUACCACGAAUAUUGGAUACUCUAUAAGAACAAAUAAUAACAAAUAAGAUAAUAUCAUAUAUCAUAGUAAUAGAUUUAAGAUGUUAGAGAACUUUAAGAAUCUAAUCAUAAAUAAAUUGAAUAAAAAUAUUUAUAAUUUAUCUAUAUAAUAUUAUUAUAGUCUAUUACAUUAUUAACUCUUAGAACUUUAUUAAAUUUUUGUUGGUGUAGAAUAGAAUCUAAUAUUUAUUAUUUACCAGACAUAUCAGAAAAAAUCAAGUACUUAGUAUGAUUAUGAAUGAGUUUCAUUGAUAAUGUCGUCUACGCUUUUGACAAAAGAACCUUAACCUCCUCUUAGGUGAUGGACGAUAAUAGAGGUAUUUGGUUAGCUGGAAGAGUAGCUUUUAGCCGUGUCAUAUUAUCCGAAAUCUUUUCCUGCUCGACGUCUUCUACCACAGUGGCUAUCCAUAAACAAAAUACGGCCAAUGCGGCGGUUGUUGAGGUCAAUGAUUUCUGUUGCGUUGUCUUUUUCACGCUUUUGACGCUUUUUGUAUGUUGUUAGUGGCGUGUGUGUGUUUGGGGUUUGAGCUUCGGGUAUAUUGAAUAUUAAUUUUGAAGUUUUGCGGCUUAUGUAAAUAUAUUCAGCAAAAAUGAGUGGAACCAUCCAACGCUGUAAUGUCGAUUCUGCAAGCAAGUGAUGACAUAAUUG
Messenger RNA from Drosophila ananassae, 1640 nucleotides. RefSeq lists its product as uncharacterized. The record is from RefSeq and is a predicted model, not a curated record. Lineage: Eukaryota; Metazoa; Arthropoda; Insecta; Diptera; Drosophilidae.